UCUUGUAGUGACGUCACCAUUCGAGUGACGUCAUUACUCCGCGCCUCACUCACAACUGUGAUCUUUGCUGGAAUAUUAUAUUUUUAAACACUUCCAUUCUUUUUUCCUGUCAAAAGAAGUUUUUAGUCUCGCUCAACGCAAGUUUGUUUAGCGUUCAUAGUCUGGGAGUCACCGACUGUAGUUGGGGAUGAGUGACAGCGACGAUGAUGUUCCGACGCUGUCCGCGCACACUUUAGCGGCCCUGCGGGACUUUUACUCGCAACAAGAAAAAGAAAAAGACAAAGAAGAAGACAAGAAGAGCAGCAGUGAGGCCGCUGAGGACAAAAACAAAAACACCUCGGAUCACUUUGCUGUGGGAGCGCUGGGAGAGGACUGGCGUCUCAGUCAGUUCUGGUACACGGAGGAGACUGCAACUCGUCUGGCUCAGGAACUUCUUCAUGAAGCUGGAGAAGGAGGCAGGGUGGCGUGUGUCAGCGCCCCCAGUGUGUACCAGAAGCUGCAGCAGAUGUGUGAUCCAAGGGGCGUGUCGGCGGUGCUGCUGGAGUACGACCGCCGCUUCUCCAUCUACGGCCAGGACUUCAUCUUCUACGACUACAACGAGCCGAUGGCGUUGGCGAGCAGCGUGACGCCCCACAGCUUUGAUGUGGUGAUGGCGGACCCUCCCUACCUGUCAGAGACUUGUCUGAGCAGAGUCAGCCAGACCGUCAAGUUCCUCAGCAAAGGCAAAGUGUUGCUGUGCACAGGAUCCAUCAUGGAGAACGUGGCCAAACAGCUGCUGGAUGUCAAAGUCUGCAACUUCCUGCCACGACACAACAAGAACUUGUCCAACGAGUUCCGCUGCUUCGUCAACUACCCAUCAUGCCUGCUGUCCUGCUGAUGACCACCGUUUGUACGUACAACACCCAAAACCAGUGAAGUUGGCACGUGCAGAAUGUGGCUUGGCAUUGUCUUGCUGAAAUAAGCAGGGGCGUCCAGGAUAACAACAUGUGUUGCUCCAAAACCUGUAUGUACCUUUCAGCAUUAAUGGUGCCUUCACAGAUGUGUAAGUUACCCAUGUCUUGGGCACUAAUACACCCCCAUACCAUCACACAUGCUGCCUUUUACACUUUCACCCUAGAACAAUCCGGAUGGUUCUUUUCCUCUUUGGUCCGGAGGACACGACGUCCACAGUUUCCAAAAACAAUUUGAAAUGUGGACUCGUCAGACCACAGAACACUUUUCCACUUUGCAUCAGUCCAUCUUAGAUGAGCUCGGUCCCAGCGAAACGUUUCUGGGUGUUGUUGAUAAAUGGCUUCGGCUUUGCAUAAGUAGAGUUUUAACUUGCACUUACAGAUGUAGCGACCAACUGUAGUUGCUGACAGUGGUUUUCUGAAGUGUUCCUGAGCCCUUGUGGUGAUAUCCUUUACACACUGAUGUGGCUUUUUGAUGCAGUAGCGCCUGAGGGAUCCAAGGUGUGUAAUAUCAUGGCUUAUGUGCUUUGAUUUCUCCACAUUCUCUGAACCUUUUGAUGAUAUCACAGAGCGUAGAUGGUGAAAUCCCUCAAUUCCUUGUUGAGAAAUGUUGUUCUUAAACAAUUUGCUCAGGCAUUUGUUGACAAAGUGGUGACCCUCGCCCCGUCCUUGUUUGUGAAUGAAGCUGCUUUUAUAGCCAAUCAUGGCAUCCACCUGUUCCCAAUUAGCCCGUUCACCUGUGGGAUGUUCCAAAUAAGUCUUUGAUGAGCGUUCAUCAACUUUCUCACUCUUUUUUGCCACUUGUGCCAGCUUUUUUCGAAACAUGUUGCAGGCAUCAAAUUCUAAAUAAACUAAUAUUUGCAAAAAAGAACAAA
This is a messenger RNA of Nerophis lumbriciformis (worm pipefish), 1825 nucleotides long. It is a transcript of the gene eef1akmt1, whose product is annotated as EEF1A lysine methyltransferase 1. Lineage: Eukaryota; Metazoa; Chordata; Actinopteri; Syngnathiformes; Syngnathidae. The record is from RefSeq and is a predicted model, not a curated record. Gene Ontology annotation, molecular function: protein-lysine N-methyltransferase activity.